Molecule: messenger RNA, 2393 nt
Organism: Panonychus citri (citrus red mite)
Lineage: Eukaryota; Metazoa; Arthropoda; Arachnida; Trombidiformes; Tetranychidae
Product: 5-hydroxytryptamine receptor 2A-like
Exons: 3
Coding region: 824-2272 (482 amino acids)
Biological process (GO): adenylate cyclase-activating adrenergic receptor signaling pathway
Cellular component (GO): membrane
Molecular function (GO): G protein-coupled receptor activity
Source: RefSeq, a predicted model, not a curated record
UUUGCUGUCUAGCUCAUGAUGAAAAGCGCAUGAACAGAAUCAGAGACCUACCAUGGAAAAUUUAACAUGAGUUAGUAUUGAACAUCGAUUGACUUUCAAUCCAAGUGAAACUAAGACACAGAGAAGAUAAGAAAAAGAGAGAAAAAAACUUUAUCAUCGAAUUUUUUUCUCAUACAAAAUCAAACUCUCUCUCUCUCUCUCUCUCUCUCUCUCUCUCUCUCUCUCUCUCUUAUUCUCACUCUAUUUCCUUAUCCCAUCACCAUCUGACUCCCAGCUACAUAUAAAUCCAUAUGACUUAAAUAUCUUCAGUAUUAGUUUCAACUUACAAUCUUCACCUCAAACAUUACGAUGAUUCCAAUUGAUAUUCAUAACUUUUAUCGUUGUUCAUCAGUGAGAAUUUUGUUUUAUCAAUGAUCGUAAAUUAAAGGGAUGAUCUUACCCACUGGUGGAAAAAUAAAGACAAACUAAACCUUCGUAAAGGAUUUUUCUCCUUAAAGUUAUUCCUUUGAAUUUCCUCAGAAUUUAUCAAAAGUUUAUCCCUCACCUUGAUUGCCUUACCUUCAUCUCUCUCUCUCACCUCAUCAUCCAUCUCUUCAUCUUGACCAUCAUCAUUGUCCAAUGUAAACUUGAUAAGCUUAUGUCAAGCAAAUGAAAUACCCAAAGUGACAUUGAUCAAGUUGUAUCAAGGAUUAACAACAACAAUAACAGCCCAAAGUUCAGUGUAUGUUCAAAGUUUCAACCGGGAAAAACUCACAACUCACCCUGAAUUCAUAAAGCAAAGGAAAUAACAAAAAUUGACCUGAUUUCUUUGACGAUUAACGAUAUGCUCAACGGUGAUAUUCAACCUUCAUCUUCAACAAGUGACCUAACAACAAUAUAUUCAGUGUUUUCAUCCUCAUCUCUUGACCAUUUGAACAAUGUAACAUCCGAACUGGUCAAUCAAUCAGUUUUCACAAUCGCUAUCUCAUCGGCUCUUGGGGUACUCAUAUUGAUCACAAUUCUGGGAAAUAUAUUUGUAAUCUAUGCGAUACUUUUUGACCGUAUAUUACGUCGGGUGGGUAAUUACCUGGUCCUUUCAUUGGCUAUAGCUGAUUUCAUGGUUGCCUGUACAGUUAUGCCAAUCAGUGCUUUCUAUGAGGUGACCAAUGAGUGGACCUUUGGCUCUGUUUUAUGUGAAAUUUGGACCUCAGCUGAUGUACUUUGCUGUACAGCAUCAAUCUUACACCUUCUUGCCAUUGCUCUUGACCGUUACUGGGCAGUUACCCGGGUCAACCAUAUACAACAGCGUAACCUUGCCCUUGUUAACAGGAUGAUCGCCGCUGUUUGGUCCGUAUCAUUACUCAUCUCAUUAGCACCGAUCCUUGGAUGGAAAGAUCCAGAUUUUUUGAAACGAAUUGAAACUGAAAAGGUUUGCCUUAUAUCUCAAGAUAUUGCAUAUCAAAUAUUUGCAACAGUUUCCAGUUUCUAUGCUCCCCUGGUAGUUAUCUUAUUCCUUUAUUGGAGAAUCUACAAGGUUGCCAAAAAACGAAUUCGCCAUAAACCAGGACGAAACAUGACAUCGAAUCUUCGUCAUGCAAACGCUUCGUUAGCCAAAAGUGAUACCAAUCGAUGUAAAGAAAUGGACUCAACGAUCAUCACAAGCGACGAUAAUAAUAAUAAUAAUAACAGUAAAAACAAUAGCGUUCAUUGUAAAAAUAAUAAUAAUAGUGCUAAGGAUUUGAGCUGUUUGGGAGAUGAGAUUAAAUCAGAUGAAAAUGGUAACAAUUUGGGGUCAACCUCGAAUGGUGGUUAUCAUGAAAAUUUACACCAAAGUACGGAAACAAUUAACACCACGAAUGAGGUUAAAUUAAACGCCACUGGAUCAAUUAAAAGCUCACUAAUUAUUAAGACAAGCGAUCCAGGGUCACCUAAUUCAAAGACUUAUUGUCAGGUGAAUAAUCAUCAAAAUCAUCAUAAUCAUCAUCCAUCACCUUUACCUGGAACCAAGGAAUCGCUUGAGGCUAAACGUGAACGUAAAGCGGCAAAAACUUUGGCCAUUAUAACGGGAGUUUUUGUCAUCUGUUGGUUACCCUUUUUUAUUUUAGCUCUUAUAAGGCCGAUUUGUGGUGACUCAUGUGCCCCUCCCAAAACGGUCCAGAGUAUAUUUUCCUGGUUAGGUUUUACCAAUUCGACUCUUAAUCCAAUAAUUUACACCAUUUUCAGCCCAGAAUUCAGGACGGCCUUUCAGCGUAUUUUAACUGGUCGCCACUCGAGGGCUUCUUGUAAUGUGUAAAUUGUAACAAAAGAUCAAACUUUUAACCGUUUGAUUAAAACAUCAUCAAAAUUGAUUACAAUUAACAAGUUUAUCUAAUUGUAAAUAUAUAAAUCAUAAUUAUAAUGUACGUUAAAUGUUA